GUGCCCAUACCUGCCCGGCUCCCGGGAAAUUCCCACUGACAAAAGUUUCCCUCGCCCUCCUAUCUUUCUUUAACCCCACGACACUCGAUGACAGCCACGUCUAAGAGUCACUCUAGAUCAGACCGUCACACCGAUCGUUGUCAUCAUCUCCAGCUAGCGGGACGGACACAGAAGCUCGUUUCAAAUAUUGCAGGGUUACUGCAGAGUGCAUACUUUGCAUGUACAAUCCUUUGCUGUUAUUUUGUUAAUGCAUUUUUUUGUACGGCGUUUGGGCGCAAUGUUCUAAGUCGGAAGAAGAAGAAGAGACUUUGGAUUGUUUUGUACGAUCCACAUAAAAACCAUGCAGGAGGAGCAGCGGCGGCUCGCCAUGGCCAUCCCACCCGGGGCGGCGAGCCCCCGAGGAGCCGACAGGCAGCAGCAGCAGCAGCAAGCGCCACCGUCUCAACCCAUACCCAUCCCCAUCUCAAUCCCCGCGUCCAUCAACAACAACAACAGCGGCGGCGACAACAACAACAGCUUCAGCACCAACAGCAGCGGCAACAACAACGGCGGCGGUGGCGGCGGCGGGGUCGGGGUCCUUCUGCCGCCGCCGUCUCCCGGCGCGGCCACUUUGGCCGCCCGCUCGCCGCUCUUCCCCUUCCUCCGUCCCGUGCUCAGUCCCCGCAGGCCCCCUUACUCGCAAUGGACACCGCCGUCCAGCCCGGCCCAGUGGCUCAUCGGCUCCCCGCCGUCGAGCCCCGGCGGGUACUUGCUCUCAUCCUCGCCCUAUUCCUACUCCUCCUUCCCGUCGUCGUCCUCAUACUCGUCCACUUCGUCGUCUUCGUCGUCGCCGCUGAGGUGCGCCGUGGAGGUGUUCUCCUUCGACAGGUCGUGUGAGGGAGCGGGGGGGGCAGUGGCCGGCUUCGUCGGGGUCGGGGUGGCUGUGGCCGGGCCCGGCGGCAGCGGCGGCGGCAGCGGCGGCAGCCCCCCGCGACCCCGCGGCUGUGAUAAGUGCACGCAGACCGGGGGGGAGCUGCAGCCCGCAGCAGCAGCAGCAGAGAGACGGAGGCAACCGCAGCACUCGGCUACAGCACCCGGCAGCUUAAGGCAAGCGCUGCAUUCUGAUUCCGACUGGGAGCCGGCCGAGGCAAGCCUUGGCGGAGAGGCCAUCCCCGACGUCAUCCCCCCACGCGAGCGGUCCCUGUCCGAGUCGGCUAUCAACCCACGCAUGGAGCGCGUCGGCCAGGAGCUACGGCGCAUCGGCGACGAAUUCAACGUCUUUGUGGACGGGCAACAGCUGCAGAGGCGAAACUUUGGCAGGCAGAAUGGCCGACUCCUUCACGAUGAAGCCGUGUGGUUACUCAGAUUUGGACUCUACAUCAUCAACCGCAGGAAUCUAUGACUGAAUGUGAACAGAACUCUCGCAUGGUCCUCCCGUGGACAAGAGACCAUAUGGGCCGAGUAUCCAAGCACUGGGCAACAUAUUAUUAAUUGGUUGACAAUAAAGUGUUCUGGCCAAACUGUGUGGAGCCUAGGAUACCAGCUCUGUCUGGUAUCUUAUGGUAGACUUUAUUGACAGUUGCUGGAAGCAUAGCUUGAGCAUGUUUAACAUGAGACCAAAAUUCUUGGACCAAAGUACAUUUGUAGCUUGACAAAUACUUUAGACAUUCUUCUUAAAUCAAGAAUGAUUUUUUUUCUCUCCAAAAUAUGCGAAUAUUACCACACUUAAGCAUUCCUAUUUGAUAAUGGAGGAAUUAUUCAUUAUGCCUUAGGAUUGUCAUCAGAUACACUUUCCCAAAGUGUGAUUCUAGGAGAGCACAGACCAAUGUAUAGAAUCCCAUUCCCUCCCGGUUAUUGAUGGAGAAGUCUGAUGGUGCAAAAAAUGAACUGCAAAAGCCCAAAGAGCUGCGGAGAAAAUUCACAAGAAGCGACGCGGCUGGACUUUCUAGCAAGACUGGAAUGGAAAACUUGAAACUACUGCAGCCGUUGCUGCCUGCCAAUAUGUGCUUUAUCUGUGACAACCACAGCCUAGCUCAUAGGCCAAGUUCAGGAGGUUAAUGGUCACACUUUCCAAGCAUAGGAAAACCGGAGUGUACAUCAGUGCACAUUAAACAACAUCGGUGAAUGCAACAUGUGGAUAACACAAUAUACCAUUUACAACAACAACAACAACAAAAACGUGAAACAUUCAAUGUCGAACUAAUCAUUGCAGUGAGGCUGGUCCUUUAAAAAUGUUAAGUAUAUGUACAGAUAAGACCUGAACAGAGCCAUUAGUUUCAAGAAAGGAAUGAAAUUACCUUAUCUUUAUAUUCAGAUUUACAAACCACUGAAGGCUGGUGUGCAUGCACUAUCGAGGUUUCUGAAGAGCCUAAGCACUUGAACGGAACUGAAAUCCGUGUGACAAGUUUGUGUUCUGAUCUCUGGUUAUUUCUGCUUUACUGAACAAAGGCCACGAGAUAGAGAGAAAACGUCCAUUAAAGUGCAUUCCUUUGCUGUAACCAUCACUGAUCCACAGCAUUGUUAGCAUUGUGCCUGUUGACCUGUGGUAUUUUUGAUUUUUUUUAAUACCUUACCUCUAGGCUAAACCACGCAAAGCUUUAAACAAAUAUGUUUUUGGAAUUUAAGAAUGUCUUGAAUUAUCACUAGGUAAAAAGGCAAAAUAGCCAAUGGCAGGCAAUGCAAAGCAAUGGAAGGUUGCUCCACGUUUUUUUUCUUUAUUGGCCUGGUAAUAUUUGUGUGUGUUUUUAAUUUGAUAAAAACAAUGCUUGUUUUGCAUAAUUAGUCUUGCAAUGUAACAAUUAUGUUAAUUGUGUAAAAUCAAGGAUUGGAUGAUUUUGCAGAAUUGUGUUCUUGUCAGUUUGACUCAGGCAUACAAAUCAUUGUUAAGAGUGCUCUAAAUUCUGUGGUAGAUGUUGGCGUCAACCUCACAUUUAUCAAUAAUGAUAGCAACGUGCAAGCGUGUCCCAUGUGUGUGUGUGCACUCAGGAGCGAAAUUAGAAGAAAAAACAUACCACUGUCACAUUCCCGGCUAACUUUUACGACUGCCUUAAAUAUCAUUCCUUAGAACACUUGAAGCCAUAUUGACCAGAACCAGGCAUCGGUGCACUGUAAAUAUAGUUUAGCUUCUCCCAUUAUAUUUAUUUUGUACGUUUUCUCUUAUUUUGUUUGCUUUCUCUCAACCCUGAGCCAACAUUGAGGCUUGUUUUUGUGCAAUUUUCAGUUUUCUUCCCGUUUUGCUUUUUUUUGCUGAUAUGGCAGAAGGCAUAAAUUGUAGAUAUGAAAAAAAAUUUGUUUGCUUUUGUUUGUGUAUUUUGUCCAUUUAAUUAUAAAUUUCAAACAUUUUUUUAUUAUGUGUGUGUGAGUUUAUAAACAAACAGAUAAUUGACUGAAGAAAAAAUGCUGUCAUUCUGCAGACCAUUUGUAAUUUUUGCACUCCUUGCUCUAAGAUGCAUGUUAAGGGAAUUACAACCGCACAGUAAUCGACCCAGUCUAACUUUUUUUUCCUUUGCUUUUACUGGAAUUUAGUAAGCUCAGAAAGUUCAAGUAAAGUGCAGCAUUGUAUAUUGCGCAAGUUGUACAUACAGCCUCAACAUUGAUUCCAUCCACUCACUAUAAUCCACCCCACAGCCACUGAGUUUACAAAGUGCACACAGCUGCAUUGGUUGGUUGUGAUCCAUCAUCUGUGCAGAUAGGGCUGGAAAACAAAUUGAUCUGCAUUUGGCAGAGUGCAUGAACUGUGAAAGCCUAUAUGCCACCUGACUGUAUAUAGGCAAAUAGGAUGUUUCCAUAACAGCUGCAGUCUAUUUUUCUUCCUAUAGGCUUAACAUUUGCAUUUACUCACGAAAACCAUGAUUUAGCCUUGCCACGUGAAGCCUGGUAUUGUGCUAACGGACACGCACGGUGACGGCGAGGGUCUUAACUGGCAUUUCUGCAUGUGCUCAUUUCUUUUACACAGCAGAACGCCAACGUUUUGGAACAGUACCCAAAGUUUUUAACAUGCCUGUGAAUAAAUGCUUAUUUAGUGUGAUGAAAUUACUUACUUGUGCUUACAAAACGCCCAAAUAACGUAAAAAAUGAAAUUGUGUAAAAAACACUUUUUGGAUGUGGCAAAUGUGCUGUACAUUUUCAGUCCAUCAAUCUGUUGCGGGAUUGAGGGUCUUUCCCAAGCUGUGUCGGUCAUGAUGGUUGUGAGACCAUACUUCACCUCGCUGGUCAGUGCAGGUUGGUGAAGGGGUGCAGGACAGACUGGUUCAUACAUCACUUGUCGCUGGCCGAGAAUCACUCAGGUCACUGGGUGCAUAGCACAAUGUGCUAUCGUACCACCCCUAUAUACAUUCAGUCAACCAACAGGGUUUACCCUCGAUAAACUAUUUUAUUUAGCAGUUAAAGCUCACCGAGCUACUAGCUCUUUUGCAGAGGUAACCUGACUACACAUAGUUCUUCGAAGUGGCAAAUAUAAUGUAUAGUUGUAGACAAAUAAUCCAAACGUAUGUUUCGAAAUGUUCAGGGCAAAACUGUAGGACUCGGAGAAAAUUCCAUAUGACCACGGGGACAAUGUGCAGGCAUCAGGGUCAGGAUCAAACCAUCGGCCUUCUGCAUAGCAGGCGAAGGGAGAUAACAUCUCGCUACAAUGUGCAAAAAAAUUCCGAAUAUGAUUAAUAUACUUUUUUCUUCAAUAACAUAAACACGAAAUUAAACAUUUACCAAAUUACUUUGCGUACUGCUCAAAAGAGGCGGUUGUUCACCCCUGUCAGUGGCCGACUGCUGUUUAAGAGCGAUUAGCCAUGCAUUCAAUAGAAACAUAGCAAGGUGCAUCCACUAAUGGGCUUAAAGGCACACAACAGGUGUUGUUGAACAUAUGGAAUACAUCUGUGAGCCAGCAAAGGUCACAGACCUGCACCAACCGACUGUACAAACUCCCUGUACAUAUUGUUUAUAUGUUCAGCUGCACUACAAGAUCAAUUUACGUUUUUUCAAUUGUUUGAAAUGAAAAAAAAUUAAGAAUCCAGCAAAAUGUAGCAACAUGACUGUUUAAAACAGCUUGGUGUCUUCCUGCACUAUUUAAAUGUAGAGGCGUCUGUGUAGGUGCAAUAUGGCUGUACAUUGAUGCUUGAGUAGGCUGUUCUAAUACGUUUAGUCGUUUUUGUCGUUCCUGACAUUUAUUCUCGGUUUCUUUUGUAUUUUUGUCAAUAUAAAAUAAAUCUCAGAUUUUUUUGUUCCUGGGAAA
Petromyzon marinus (sea lamprey) is the source of this 5206-nucleotide messenger RNA. RefSeq lists its product as uncharacterized. The record is from RefSeq and is a predicted model, not a curated record. Lineage: Eukaryota; Metazoa; Chordata; Hyperoartia; Petromyzontiformes; Petromyzontidae.